ACCUGCUAAGCUACUCUCCCCUGCAAUGACAGCGCCGCAACAACGACCGAAGCGUUAAACAUAUUAAAACUAGCGCUGAGCUGAAGCUCACCUGUUACAUAAUAUAAUUUGCCUGCGAACUCCUCAUCAAUAGCAGGUGGUCCUGUAGUUUUGGUGAUAACACCGUAGCUGAACGAAAUGCUGUUGGAUAACCUAGUCCAUUGCUGUUCUUGAAAUAAGCUAACAUCACCUACAUAACAGCUAGCUGGUUGCACAGUUAACAGAAAAUGUACGAGGGAGGUAUUUUGCAAGCCGGAGUAGUAUGUUCGUCGAAUUGACCUCCCGGUAAAGUAUGUGGCUGGUUUAUUUAACCUGAGGAACCUCAGUUUUUUUAGCCAACGGUAGCUUGCUAACCACUACUCUUUGCCCAAGCUCGUUAUAUCAAAACACAACUUGAUAAGGUAUCAACGAAGUGGUGAAAUUGAAAGGCAACGCUAGGUAAGGCUAUUUGAAAGACACUACUGCUGGACCAGGUUUUCUAGAUGGCUGUUUCUUUCGCCGCUCGUCGGCUACCGAUGGGUGUACGAACAUUCAGUGAUUUCAUUGAAAUUGUGACACUUGGCUCGACCCACUCCAAAUCUACAUGCUCAAGAGUCGUUCGAAAUCAGCCUAUCAGGUACCUGGCAUCAUGUGGCAUCCUGAUGAGCAGACAGCCCCGACUGCACUAUUAUGCCGACAGGAGUGUGGCUGCUGCAGCUCCAACAACACAGCAAAACCGCACCUUCAUCAAUCUGACCAACAAGAGGAAACAGUACUCUGAACGCAGAAUUAUGGGGUACUCGAUGCAGGAGAUGUACGAGGUGGUGUCCAACGUGGACGACUACAAGCACUUUGUGCCCUGGUGCAAGAAGUCCGUGACCAUCAUGAAGAGGGCCAGCCAUGCCAAGGCCCAGCUGGAGGUGGGCUUCCCCCCCGUGGUCGAGAGGUACACCUCCAUGAUCACCAACGUGCGCCCUCACCUGGUCAAGGCUAUAUGUACUGAUGGCAAACUCUUCAACCACCUGGAGACAAUAUGGAGAUUCAGUCCCGGAAUUCCUGGGUAUCCCCGAACCUGCACUGUUGACUUCUCUAUCUCCUUUGAGUUCCGAUCCCUGUUGCACUCUCAGCUGUCCACCAUGUUCUUUGACGAGGUGGUGAAGCAGAUGGUAAAGGCGUUCGAGCACCGCUGUGGCAAGCUCUACGGUCCCGAGACGCGCAUCCCCCGCGAGCUGAUGUUCCAUGAGAUCCACCAGACGUGAGGCGCACAGAGGGGGUGCACAUGAUGCAGCGCUGAGCAGCGGCACUGGCACUUUGCUGACUGUGGGGUGUAUGGUGUGUGUGUGUUUGUGGGGUGGAGUGUGCGCUUUGGGUUGUGUUGUAGGCAGGCAGGGAGGGUGGCUGUGCAUGGCUGGGUUUUUUUUGGGGGGAGGGGUUUAUGGACACUUCCUGUUCCUUUGCGUGACAUCACUGGGCAGCUGGUGCAGCGGUGAACACUAACGCACAGGGGGGCGGGGACACGGUUUUGUGCUUGUGAGACCCGUGAGACAAACUACUUGGUGCCGCUGGCUACCCAUCACUGACAUUACCCACCAAUGCAACACAGUACAGUGCAAUACAUCGGGACACCAUCCUCUUUUCCUUCAUGGGCGGAAAGAUUGUAGCAUCCACGCCGGUUUGUAAUUUAGCUGCUUUAUUUAUUGACGCAAACACAUUUAAAGAGGUGUGACUAUACUGUAUGCUUAAUCUAAUUAUUCUCUUAAUAUGUACUGUAUACACACACACAGACACAGAGCCUUUUUUAAGUUAAGUCACACAGUUUGGGGCAUUUUGCUUGGGAGUGUUGGACAUGGAACGGACAGUGUAAUUUUCACUAUGUUCAGUUUUGGCUUUUAUUUUUAAAGAAUCUCUAAAGUUUUAUUUUAAGAAAAGUGUGCCCGUCUUUGCUUGGACCCGAAGGAAAUUGAGUGCAUGAAAAAGCUGUAUUAAGAAGACAACUGUGCAAUAACUUAAAAAAAAAACCUGAAAUGAAAACACUCUUUUCUUCAACCACACUGUUGUCCAUAACGUUUAUUUGCAUUUUAUUUUAUGUUUCAUUCUAUCUGGUGGCCUAAUUUUGUGUUGUUUUCAGUGUGGUCUACGCGGCAAUGGACUUAACCUAAUAGGAGAGUGCUGUGUUUAUGGAUACAAUCAGCCAGUAGGAUCUUGACCAUAUGUGUAUGUAUUAAAAAACACAAUUAUAUACCGGUAUGUAUAAAGUAUAUAUGACUUUGCAUCAACACUGGGUUUUAGAUUAUGACAUACAAAAGAUAUAACAUCUUGUAGAGGUACCCUGUUGAGAGUGUUUGUCAUUUUGUUCAGCAUGAAACUCAUCAAAAAGGUUUAGGAAGGUUUCAGCCUGCUUGUUGGAAAGGUCACAGCAUUUUUUUGCCGCUCCAUACAGAGUCGGGUUACAAGCAGAAAGCGAUGGUAUGAAAAUUACUGUGUGUGCGUGCGCGUGUAUGUAUGUGUGUAUUUUGUGUGUACGUCAGGGCUUGAAAUUAACUUUUUCGCUUGCCGGCCACUGUGGCUAGUGGAUUUCCCCAGUCACUAGCCAUCCAGCUAUUCUACUAGCCACGAAUUUGAUCUUUUUUAUCAUGACGCUGUACAUCUAACCUCAGAAGAUGAGGUGCUUAAAGUGCAUGAGUGCAAAGCUUUCUACAUGGAAAUAAAACAAAUAGAAACUGAGUAACUACAUUUUUUGUUGAACUUAUACAAACAAUUGAUACACAAGGCGCAAAGUGCAGAAUAUACGCUAUUCUGAUAUGUCUUACCAUAGAAUAAGUUACCUGCCAAAUUGGCUAGUGACACUGAAAUUGUUACCAACCACAGCCAAGUUUUACCAGCAUUUGGCCGGUUGGCAGGUGCCAGUGUCAAGCCCUGGUGUACGUGUGUGUAUGUCUGCCUGUGUGUGUGUUGUACAUGCCUGCAUCAGUGUGUGAGUGUGUCUAUGUGUGUGAUUGUUUCUUUGUGUCUACCAUGUGUGUGGGCAUGUGUGUCUGUGUACCUGUCCACACAUUGUAUAAAGUUGUUUUUCUGUUUCGUGCAUGGCCAAAGCGUGUGUUGGAACAACUUCAGAGAAUUUUAAAAAUCUGCCUUUAUUUGUGCCAGUUUGCUGCUGUUUGUGUGUGUGUGUGUGUGUGCGUGCGUGCGUGCAUGCAUGUGUGAGUGUGUGUGUGUGUGUGUGUGUGUGUGUGAAAGACAGAGACGGAGAGAGUGUAAAUAUUUUAUUUCAAAGUUCCUAUUUUUCUUUGUGUUCUGUAGUCAUAAAACGUGUAAUGUAUUGUCCACGAGUCUUGAAUAUUUGGUUUUCUGUUUUUGGGAAGAUUUAUUGUCUAAAUGUUAAUGAGGAACAAUCUGAAACAAAUGAGGUUUAGCUGAUGCUGUGAAUGAAUGUACUGCUAAUGCCAAUAUCCAUGAGUUGGUCAAACCCAUGAUGGUCUUGUUAUAUGAUGAAUGAAUGUGUAUAUGUAAGUAAAAGUCUCCCAUGAACAGCACACCAUGUAAAGGCUAUUAAGACUUAUUAUGACCUAAACUUCACCUGUUGUAUGCAUGUUAACAUUACACCAUUGGACAUAGUCUACCCAAUGAUAUGUAGACCUCCUUGAGUCUACCAUACCCUUCGAAUACUGCCCUUUACUCCCUUCCAUGCGUACAUCUUUUCUUCUCUCAGCUGAUUUUAAAGUAUGUGUGUAUUAAAUUGUGAUAUUCAUUUCCUAAAGCAGUUGUGAAGAUUAAUUAUAUUGAUCCCCACUUGUGGAUCAUUUCAGGUACGGUCAUAUUGAGGAGCUCAUAGGGCUGUGCAACUUAUACCUAGGAGAGUCUAUGUAGUCCUAAAAGUUAUAAAGGGGAUUCUGGUAUUCUCUGCCAAGUAUGUUAACUUUUGGACCUUUCCUGAGAUGGUUUCGAUGGCUUCAUACUAAGCUAAAGCAGUUGCUGUUGUCGAUAUGAAAAUGGAUGAAAAAACCCAAAUAAAAACCUCACAUUCACAGUCAUGGGUAAGCGGUUAGGGCGUCAGACUUCUAUCCCAAGGGUUGCCGGUUCGACACCCGACUCGCCAGCUUGGUUGGGGGAGUAAUUAACCAGUGCUCUCCCCCAU
Engraulis encrasicolus (European anchovy) is the source of this 4153-nucleotide messenger RNA. RefSeq names its product coenzyme Q10A (gene coq10a). The record is from RefSeq and is a predicted model, not a curated record. The transcript has 5 exons. Lineage: Eukaryota; Metazoa; Chordata; Actinopteri; Clupeiformes; Engraulidae. Gene Ontology annotation, biological process: ubiquinone biosynthetic process; cellular respiration. Gene Ontology annotation, cellular component: mitochondrion. Gene Ontology annotation, molecular function: ubiquinone binding. Bases 522 to 1277 code for a protein of 251 amino acids.